AAAGCCCAGUCUCCGCGGGAGGCGAUCCCCUCCCAGCUCGGGCGGCUACGCUCGGACGCCGGUGGGAGGAAACAGAGCCGGUCCUCGAACCCCGCGGACACGCUCCGGGCCCUUUCUCUGCGCCAUGGCUUAAGCCCAGCCUGCAGCCACCUCUCUGCGCGUCGCCUUGCUCGGCCAGGGUCUGCGCGCCGCCGCAGCCGCAGGGAGGGGCGCUUCCCAGACGCCCUCGCCGCCGGGGACUCGGGGACACGGUGCCUCUUGCCCUUCGGCGCCGCUGCCGAGCGCGCUCUGGACACCUUUCUUUGCAGGAGGAUCGCUUGUCUCCGGCAACCAAGGGACUCCUAGACUAGCCCCGCAGUAGCUUGGCGGGCCCGGCCUUGGGGUCAGGCGCUGUCCCCGGGUGCUCUCUACAGCCGCAAGGCAGGGAGCGCAGGCUGACCAGGAAAAACCCGGGGGCCACCGGAUUGGCUGGUUGAGGGCCAUAGGGCUGAAAACAGGGGGUCGAGAGACCUGUUCCCGAAGCAAGAGCGAGAAGCAGCCUGUGCAGCCAGCAUCAUGGCGUGGCCGUGCAUCACGCGGGCCUGUUGCAUCGCCCGCUUCUGGAACCAGCUGGACAAGGCGGACAUCGCCGUGCCGCUGGUUUUCACCAAGUACUCGGAGGCCACCGAGCACCCUGGGGCCCCACCGCAACCGCUGCCGCUGCCGCCGCCUCCACAGCAGCAAGUGCAGGCGACGCAAGCGCCCCCCUCGGCGCGCGCGGUCGCCAUAGAGACUCAGCCGGCCCAGGGUGAGUUGGAUGCAGUUGCCAGGGCAACAGGGCCGGCGCCCGGGCCCGGCGGCGAGCGCGAGGCGCCGGCGGCAGCGCAGGGCCGCAGCGGCCCGGGCGCGGGCUCGGCGUCCAGCGCGGGCCCCGCGGACUCGGUGAUGCGCCAGGACUAUCGCGCUUGGAAGGUGCAGAGGCCCGAGCCGAUCUGCCGGCCUCGCAGCGAGUACCAGCCUUCCGAUGCGCCCUUCGAGCGCGAGACCCAGUACAAGAAGGACUUCCGUGCCUGGCCACUGCCGCGCCGCGGGGACCACCCGUGGAUCCCCAAGCCCCUGCAGAUCCCCACGACCUCGCAGGCCCCGGAGCCCAGCCUCGGGGCGCCUAAGCGCAGACCCAAGAGCCAGGAGCGCUGGCCAGUGCAGGUCGCCGCUGAGGCCCCGGAGCAGGAGAUGGCUCCGAAGAUCGUCCUUGCGGCCGGAAAGUCGUCCGGCGGAGAUGAGCGCGACACCCGAAAGAAGGCCGGGCCCCCCUGGAUGCUGCGCCGCGCAGAGGGGCUGGGCCCCGAACAGACCCCAAAGCCGGCGCCCCCAGCUCAGGCGGCCGGCUCCGAGAGUGGCAAGGGACGUGCGGUGGCAGAUGCCCUCAACAGACAAAUCCGAGAAGAGGUGACAAGUGCAGUGAGCAGCUCCUACAGGAAUGAGUUCCGAGCAUGGCCAGACAUCAAGCCUGUGAAGGCAAUAAAAGCCAAGACCCAGUACAAGCCCCCGGAUGAUAAGAUGUCUCACGAGACCAGCUACAGCGCCCAGUUCAAAGGGGAGGCCAAUAAGCCCGCGCCUGGUGAUAAUAAGGUCAUGGAUCGCAGAAGGGUACGCAGCCUCUACAGCGAACCUUUCAAGGAAACCUCAAAGGUGGAGAAACCUAGCUUUCAGAGUUCCAAACCAAAAAAGACCUCUGUCAGCCACAAGACCCCGAGGAAGGCCAAAGACAAGCAGGUGGUGUCCGGCCGGGCCACCAAGAAAAAGAGUGCAGAGACUCCCAGCCCUGCUGGACCGGAAGACAAGGAGCAAAGUCAGCAGAUGAACAAUAAACUGGCUGAGGCUAAAGAGUAAAUGUUACCGCAUUUUCCUUUUUACUCCUCUCUCCUUCCUUUUCCCUCCCCCUUCUCCUGCUUUUUAUUAUUCUCAUUAUUAUUUUUAAUUUUAAAACAACAAAAGGCCACAAAAUUGAUUAGAGGCUUCUCGCCUGCCCCGGCCCUGGGGUCCCUGGAGGUCUCCGGCUGGGAGGAAUCCUCUUUCAAAGACUAUGUGGCUUGCUGCCUCCCCAAAUCCAGGCCAGAGGGCCUGAGUGGGGCCCACACUCCCAGGCUGCUGAGCCCCGGGGAACCCAGGGCACCCUGCUUCCCAGCUGUGCCUUCCCCUACCAGGGAGGGAGGCGGCAGUGCUCAGUUGGGAGGGGCCAGAGUUUCCUCAAGGGCGCUGAGCAGGACUCCUGAUGAUCCACCCCAUCCCUACCCCACCCCCUGCCCCUGCCCUGAGGUCUGUUUCAGUGGUCACUUGUGAACAUUAGGUAAAUCCCUUCCUUUCCAAAAUUCAGAAAAAACGACCCUGUGUUGUAGAAGCUCAUCCUGGGCCUCAGCGCGUGACGCGAUUAGUGAGGACAAACCAAACCACCUUGGCCUUAAUGUCCGUACAAGGGAGUGAGUGCUGACUGUCCCCUGAGGCUGUUCUGUGAGAGCUGUCUGGUCUGCACGGUUUCCUGUCCCUGGGCUUCCCUUGUGGAUGUGGCUGGGCCCGAUGUCUAAAAGGAGGCCAGGGUCCUGAAGGAACAUUCUACAAGUCACAGGAAGGUCACACAGGUGGAAGAGAAGAUUGUGUUCCUCUGUUUACCCGCAGUGAGCUACCCGUCCCCGCCCUGGACUGCCGAAUGGGCAGAGCAGCUCCUGCAAGGUGACCGAGGAAGAACCUGCACGUGGAGGCUGGGCCCCUUGUCAGGUGCUUGUCUUGCUUUAGAGAGACACUCGAGGCAGAGGGAGGAGGGGACGCGGUCAGGAUGGUGAUUCUUAACUCUUCUCUUUCCAAACUGUCCCUCCGCGGGGAACAAAGGACGCCGGGCUUCCGGUUAUGGGGACAGUUCUGUCCCUUGGCUAAAGACUGGGUGAGGUCUCCGCCAAGUGGUUGGCAGGCCUGUGGGGCCUCCCUGAUGGACAGAAGCAGCUCUCCGAGUACGUGUUGUGUGUCGUGUGGCCGUGCGGCCCAAGCCCCCCCACCCCCUUAGCUGUGCCGGCGUCGUGUGGUUGUAGGAGUUAGGGAGUUGGCGUGAAAAGAUGCCCCAGUGCUCAUACCAAACCAAAAGCCCCCUGCCAGUCCGACCAGUCCGACCGGCACCAUUCCCCCAGAGUGCUUCCGGAGCUGCGAAUCCUCCUGGCAGCAGACUGCCACACCUUUCCGCUGCAGCGAGGCUGGUGGGUCCAAAGUGCCCAGCUUGCGAUUGGCGGCCAAGCAAUUUAACCACUGUGCUGCCAGAGCUCCUAGUGCCCUGAAUAUCUAGCAGAAAAAAAUUCUGCUUGCUAAUGCAAAGCAUCGUGAUGUGUGUAAAUUGCCUCUUAUGCUUUCUCUCCCGUGUCCGGGCAGGUCCCGAUUAUUGUCCCCAGUGUUCUGAGACUGCAGGCCGAUUGUUACACAGCCUCUGCUCUGACAGUUGCCUUUCCUUCCAGAAUAAAAAUGCUGAAGAGUGCAGGCCCCAUAGUCUCUUAUCGAAAAAGCCCCCAAGGGCCCUCCUUGUGUAGAGGAAGCAGCGCUCCCAUCAGCCCUCUGUUUGGGGGACCAUCUGCUGACCAUCGGGCAGCAAGAUAUCUGUUUAUGUGGUUUUUGUCUAGCACGUGGGAUGUUGUUUGCAAAUUAUCUCAGUAGGUGCUAUACAAGCUGUACUUGUUAAGAGAACAGGGAUAUGAGAAAUGGCGCUCUGCCCGGUCCUGCAAUCCCCCUUUGACCUCAGGAUACAGAGCUGUGAAGAGAGAGGUGCCUUGCAGAAGGUAGACAGGCGAGCAGGCCCGUCUGGAAAUGACUAGAGCAGACCGCGGUAUUGAUUGCAAUGGUUUGCUAACUCGCCUUACCAUUAACCAGAGAGUCUAGCCACACAAUCUUAACUUUAUCCUGAGAGUCCACCCAUUUAGGUUUGCUCUCUCAAGAUCCGACCUUAGCCAGACAUGGCGAUGCUAGCCACAAUUAGGAUUUGUCCAUAGCAGAGUCAUAUAGAUCUAUUUGUGUUGAUCGAAUGCCUGCGAACCAGGCACUAUGCUGCAUAUCUACAGGCAUUACAUAUGGCGACACCUAUCACCCCUCCAUUUCCCCAGCAAUACAGCCAGAAGGAUGCAUAAGGCUUGAUCCCAGAUUUCCAGUUUACCCCAGGGCCUUCUCCAGCCACCAGGCAGCUCCCAGGGACUAAGUUUGCCACCCUGUGUAAUGCCCCGGACAGCCCCAACCAGACUGCCCAAUACAACCCCUGAUCCGUAGUGCACAAGGUCACAGCUUCCACCACCACCAAGGUUCUGCUUCUUAAGCCGCCUGGCUGGCUGCUGUCUCUCUUCCAACCCCAUAGCACCUUCCUUCAGGAUCCAAGCUUCUUUCAAUUAACCAUCCCGAACAGGGAUGACGUCCCCUGGGAGCAGAGUCAGCACGGGCCGACUUGUGCUUACUCCCUAAUCUGUCAUGGGCAGCUGUCCCUCUUUGACGUGGUGAAAACAUGUGACACCAUUCAGGACAGAUGAGUGACAGCAAGCACAAGUCCCCUCUCUUCUUGCACGACCUGCACCCUUCGGCAUCCGCCUCAUUGUUAACUCGUCCUCGCCCCGAGGAAACAAACCCUGCUUGGGGUUCCUUUGAUGGCUAGAGUGCCUGCAAGGCCCCCUUUUUCCACUCUCUGGUGGGCACAUAAAAAUCGGAGCAGUCCCGUGCCAUUCCCCAAGCACACUGCAUGGAGCCAAUGUUAGUUUGACAAGCAAGUGGUUUGGGCUCUGCCUCUCUGAGGGUGACCAAGCCCCCAACGCCUGCCUGCCCUGCCCCUCUCUUUAUCCGCCCCUUUGUCUCCCUGUCUUCCCUGGCAAGAGAUCGAGGACUGUGCUGCCCACUGUCUGCUUGGCCUGCUUGUGAGAAUGACCCGCAGAACCCCCGCACCAUCUCUGUGCUCCCCACUCCCGCAUCUCCCCACCAUCUCCAUUCCCCGACCCCCCUUCCAUAUGCCUUUGCCUCUCCGAGGCAGACAGGAAGUGUCUAAUUCCGAUUUUGUGGCCUGGGUUUUGUUGCAUACCACAGAUUGUCUAUGUAACGUGUAGAGCACACCUCUCUCGGUGCUGUUUCCUUCCCGCUGUUAGUAAGAGAAUAACCAAAAAAAAAAAAAAAAUUCAUGUAUAGCCAAUUGAUUGUGACGUGCUUGUGGUCUGUGCUUCCUCAGAUAAAAACAAACAAACAAAACCAA
Echinops telfairi (small Madagascar hedgehog) is the source of this 5236-nucleotide messenger RNA. It is a transcript of the gene MAP6, whose product is annotated as microtubule associated protein 6. Gene Ontology annotation, cellular component: Golgi-associated vesicle; axon; cis-Golgi network. Bases 556 to 1872 code for a protein of 438 amino acids. The record is from RefSeq and is a predicted model, not a curated record. Gene Ontology annotation, molecular function: calmodulin binding; microtubule binding. NCBI's taxonomy places the organism in Eukaryota, Metazoa, Chordata, Mammalia, Afrosoricida, Tenrecidae. Gene Ontology annotation, biological process: positive regulation of axonogenesis; microtubule cytoskeleton organization; regulation of microtubule cytoskeleton organization. The transcript is spliced from 3 exons.